Molecule: messenger RNA, 1227 nt
Organism: Williopsis jadinii
Lineage: Eukaryota; Fungi; Ascomycota; Saccharomycetes; Phaffomycetales; Wickerhamomycetaceae
Gene: AIM24
Product: Aim24p
Exons: 1
Coding region: 150-1166 (338 amino acids)
Biological process (GO): inner mitochondrial membrane organization
Cellular component (GO): mitochondrial inner membrane
Source: RefSeq, a predicted model, not a curated record
CGUACUUGUAGAGCAUCUCCCUGCUAAGAAUACGCGCUUGUGAUUGGCUGAAAAAGCAAGCUCACUGUAAGCGAAUCUUCAACAUUGACAAUUACGUGAACGAGAUCCCGGAGAACGCAACAAGGCACACUACAACGGGUGGACCAGUGAUGAGUUACAGGGUUUUGAAGAGGAAGCUACACAUCCAGGCUGCUCCGACACGGUCAAUUGUUGCAAAGAACCUCGGACAUCACCAACUAAGCGAUGUUCCCUAUGCCCAGCAGCCUCUGUUCAACGCACUGGGCCAACCACCGACGCUGCUAGAGGUGAACGCACCACCGUCGUUCCCGGUGGUUCUCCAGUCCUCCAAGCUGAUCUCGCUGUCGAACAUAGCGACAACAAGACUGACGCCCUAUAUAAGCCUGAAGAACCUCGUGUUGUGGAAGCCAUGGCGGUUUCUCACACUGGAGUCAACAACGCCUGUGUCACUGCUCGUCACAGGCCAAAGUCUGUCCGUGCUGACCCUUGAUGGGUCUACCGAUUAUGUUCUCUUCCCAAGGGACUCCCUUCUGGCGUAUGCCGGUGCUGCGCUGAGACUGGGAGCUGUGAGAAGAGUCAAGGGACUCCCAGGGUUCGAGUACACCUUGUUACAAGGCCGUGGUGAGGCCGUGGUGCAGGCUGACGGCGAGGUCCACAAGCUGGUGCUGGACAGCGAAGACGAGGUCAUCGUCAGUAAGAAAGCGCUGGUUGCGAUUAACGUGCAAGGCGAGGUUGACUGUAUAGAACCAUGGACACUGACUAAGACUCAGGUUGAGCAAUCCCAGUCUCAGGACGUUGUUAAGACCAACGACUGGAAGCACUAUUUACAGCAGGCUUUGAACACGCUGAAUCACAUAAAGCGCUCCUUGCUCAACGUCGUCUCUGGUGCAAACGAGUAUGUGAAGGUCAAAGGUCCUCGUACUGUGUUGAUCCAGGCCAACUCUUCGACCUCACCUCUCUUUGAGCUGGACACGGAGAAUAAGUCUAUACGCAUCACGGAAUCUAAGCUUGAGGACUACGCUUCCUUCCAAUCGCAGGAUUCAAGAGACUACUUACACUAUGUGACGGUGCAAAACGGUGAGGUGAAAUUCACCUCGACUCCAGACUUCAAGGCAACGGUGGAUAAGAUUGCAAAGAAGAGUGGUUAGAAUUAGAUACAUAGGAGAGAUGUGGAAGGCGAUUCCGUUAAAACAUAUUAUCAUACAUUAU